CAUCAAUUACAUUAAUAAAUGGAGGUACAUGCUUCAUAAUUGGACAAGCCCACCGGCAGGUAGGAAUCUUUGCCAACAUGGCGAUCGAAACUUGGCAGUCGCAGCAUGAAGAUUAUCACGAGGCGGAGGAAGAAGAAUUGUACCGCCGUCUCUCAACCCUGGAGGUCAGCUCAAGAAGCGGACUCAAAGAAGAUCUACGAACAACACCUUUGACAACAUUGAGCAUCAAGAAUAUCGUCGAGAAGAAGUAUGGAAAUAGCGUUGGUGGAACGCGCAUGUUUGACCAGUAUGCUGUCCUCGGUUUCCAUAAUGGCGGUCACUCCGCGAUCAGACCAAACGAGCCGAUUCUCAUGAACGUCAACGCGCCCAACUCAGCAUUCAUCUGCGGAUCGCAAGGCAGCGGCAAAAGCUAUACCCUCAGCUGUAUGCUGGAGAACUGCUUGGUUGCUGAUGAGCGCAUUGGUCGUGUCCGAAGUCCCUUGGCAGGACUGGCCUUCCACUUUGACCCUGAUGCGGCUGGCGGUGUUGCAGAAACGGCCUACCUGUGCUCCAUGGGCAUUCCUGUAAACGUGCUUGUUUCGCAAAGCAAUGAGAAUGCUCUACGCGCGGCUUAUAGCAAGAUUCCGGGCGCGGAUAAGAGUCUUACCGUCACGCCACUCCUUCUACGUGCUGCGGAUCUCAGCAUCGAGCGCAUGCACCGGUUGAUGGCAUUCUCGGACAAGGAAAGUGCCAUGCCAUUGUACAUGUCGGUCGUUUUACGAGUCCUGCGACAAAUGGCAAUUUCUACAGGCGGGGGUGGCUUUGACUACGUCGCAUUUCGAAAAAUCCUUGACAAGGAGGUACUCACAAAAGAUCAGCUGGGUCCGUUGAAUCUACGGUUGGAACUGCUUGAGAGCUAUCUAGAUCUCUCGCCGUCAAGUAGCAAGGCUACUUCUGAAAGCUUGCUGAACAUCAAAGCUGGGAGUUUGACGAUCGUCGACCUCACUGAUCCUUUCGUGGAUCCAGCAACGGCAUGUAUAUUGUUCGACAUUUGUCUCAGCCUCGUGAAAGAACACAGAUCCUCUGGUGGUCUGGUAGUAGCGCUUGACGAAGCACAUCGAUAUAUGACAGCAUCCCUGGCAUCGUCAAGUUUUACAGAUAGAUUGCUCGGCACAAUCAGAGAACAGCGGCACAACGCAACGCGCGUUAUCAUCGCUACUCAGGAACCAACGAUUUCAGAAAAGCUGCUAGAUCUAUGUUCGGUGUCUAUUAUCCACCGGUUCACCUCUCCAGCUUGGUUCUCUGCACUACAACAUCAUUUGGGCGCAGCUUCUAGGGUCGGCAUGAGCGAUCUGAACAAUCAUGACAUCUUUCAACACAUCAUGGACUUGUCCGUGGGCGAAAGCCUGGUCUUUGCGCCCUCAGCGUUUUUGCGCCUUGAGUCGGAUGGCACGCCCACUAAGCUUGGGCGCAUGGCAAUCGAUAUGAAGACACGUACCCGGCUCGGGAAUGAUGGUGGCAUGAGCGUCCUGACAUCAACGCCCAUAAACCCUCCCUUGAGAGCGUACCACAACGAGCAGGCGGCCCGGACUGAAACGACGGAACCUGUUGACAAAACAACAGCCAAGAAAUCAAAGAGGAAAGCAAAGCUCGAGAGAAGGCUCGCUGAGACUCGUUCGGAGCAAUCGGACGAUCUCAUUUCAUUUAACACUUAUCCCGAAGAACAGCCAAGCUCGGCCUCAUCGCACACGGCGUCAAAUCGGUAUGGUAGCCAUCAGCCCCACAGCGACGCAGUGUCGGAUCGAGAUGGCGCAUUGCCACCACAUCUCAAAGCGAAGAAAAAUCUUGAUCUGUUAUCAUCUCAACCCACAUCGAAACAGCAAGCCGGACUGACUCCAUCGAAGGAGCCACCCGUGGCAAAAGAUCAGAGCAAUGGACAGACUACCCCUGCCGCUGUCAAGGAUCAGCCCAGCAAAAAGGACUCGACAGCUCAACCCAAGUCUGUGUCGACCAUUUCACAUGGCAAUGGUCUCACAGCCUCCACACCAACCGAAACAAACGCUCAGCGAGUAACAAGAUCGCAGUCUGAAGCAAACGCGCCCGAAUCUACAUCGAAAGCUGUUUCUGCCUCCUUGAAACUAAAGGGUAGUCAAGUAAGCCCCCCCACCAAACCCAAAAGCAAGUUGAAAGAUGUCAUCACUCCCCAGGCCGCCAAUAUCUUAACGAAGACGAGCCUCGAUCUGGAUGAAAAUCUCAGUCACAUGGUCUUGAUUUGCUUCGUUUGCAAACAAAUCGUCCUCGUCGAAUUUCCAACCCAGGAAAUUCCCACCUUGACCACGGUCACGCAAAAGGAGACCAAAUUCGGCCUCGGCUACACCACCUGCGCGACAUGUACCAAAUUGCACUGCGGCAGCACAGAAGGCGAUAUUGCCGAGCGAUUCGACUCAGAGCAGUAUACCAAAAUGAUGAACGGCGGCGUCGAAUCCACUCUCCGCAAGCGAAUUCAAGUGUCAGCCCAAGGCGUCCUCCCGCUACGCCCGAAUCUCUUCAUCGAUCACUCCGGCCCGCUAUAUCUGCGCACCGGGGCGAUCCGGGCUAGCGUUGAUGAGUUCUGUCGGGCCUGGAGCUUGACGCUCGUCAGGACUGACAAGGGGAAGGGUCACCUACGGACGAAGCCGCAUGUUGACGGAACGUUCCUUCAGAUCUCGUCGUCUUCGCCCGGGACCGCGUCUGCUUCCAAGGCUGCCACCAAGCCCGUUGCUGCCAUCAAGUCGCCCGUUGCUCCCACCAAGCCUACACCUCCGACAAAGCCUACACCUCCCACUAAGCCUGCAGCUCCUACAAAACCUGCCCCUCCCACUAAGCCUGCUGCUCCCUCCAAGCCUGGACCCAAAGCUGCGAAAGAUGUCCCGAACGAGCCCACGACAGCCAAGCCACAGCCCACCACAGCAGCGACCGUGCCAGUGGAGAUGUGGUAGACGGCAAGAUUAAUGCGACAAUGAUGCUCCUGUGAUUUAAGUCAUGCUUUUGGUUUUCUUGUGCUUCGAGAUAUAUAUAAAUGAUGGACAGAGAUAGAGAGAGAGAUGAUGUUUCGAUGAUAAUGAGAAAGGCUAGAUAUCCCAAAUUCGGAGUCCGUUUUUCCUCCGUAAAUCCAAGAUUCCCGAAACAUCAGCACAUCCUUGCUCGGUCGAAGUUGACUAUGAAUACGGGACAACAUUUCCUCUCCAUAGCUAGUCACAGAUUCUGUGUCCUUCGUGUACAGGCCUUUGUCACACCGGACGAG
Dissoconium aciculare CBS 342.82 is the source of this 3262-nucleotide messenger RNA. RefSeq lists its product as uncharacterized. Lineage: Eukaryota; Fungi; Ascomycota; Dothideomycetes; Mycosphaerellales; Dissoconiaceae. Bases 78 to 2957 code for a protein of 959 amino acids. The transcript has a single exon. The record is from RefSeq and is a predicted model, not a curated record.